AUGAGCGCAUGCAAGAAGUCUGGGAAGCCCCGCUGUUCGGCCAUCAAAGAGCAAUCUGCCCCGCGAUCUAAGAUACGGUCCAAAUCAUCGUCUAAGCUGCCAGCUAAGCCGGCGAGAGAUACGAUUAAGAAGUCGCCAAAAGCAAAAGCGCUCUCGGUGGCGCAGCCCACAGGUCGGAAGUGGACUCUGCAGGAGGAAAUACGUCUCUUAGCACUCUUCAUCGCGGUUGGACCCGAUUGGUUCAAAAUUUCUGAGCACCUUGACAAUCGUCAACCAAGCACGAUAAAGUGCAAGUUAAACAAUAUGCUCAGGUAUGCGUUGAUGGGGGCGAGUGAUCGUAUCGAUGACGUGGGAAGAUUCACAAAGCAUAUAGCAAACGAAAUUAAGUCCAAAAACUACACCCUUCUUCAGUACCAUUCGCAGCACCUUUCCAAGCUACCCUUAGAAAAAAUAGAGCCCUUUCUUCGUAGAGAGCUCAAUAUCAUAUUGCCUCAGUUAGAGUCGCAGGCAAAAAGAGAGCAUGUUGAUAGUUGUAUACUAACAAAUAAGAGCGAACAGAAGACUACGUAUCUUCAACCUUUACCUUUUUCAGCGCCGCAGCAGCUCCAGCCGAUGCUGGUAAGUGACUAUAGCGAUGCUCCAACGCCCCAGCCUCCCUACUCUUCCUGGUUUAAUAACGUAUUCCCAUAUCCUUCUUCUUGCUCCGAUUCUCUUGUGCAGUGGAAGCCUCUUCCCUGCGAUUCAAGAGGCUCGUGUCAGCUCUCCCUAUCAGAGAGCUCAUUCAGGCUCUUCCCACCGGGCCUGGAGGCACCACCUCUACUUCAUCCGAUAGCCUCAUCCAGCAAUGCCCACAGCACGCCAGUGUCUGCCUUGCCCUCACUAGAUCCCCCCUAUAAUAACGAAAUCUGCGGGUACUCACUUAGGGUCCCGAUUAAUUAA
Giardia duodenalis is the source of this 939-nucleotide messenger RNA. RefSeq names its product Myb-like DNA-binding domain-containing protein. The transcript has a single exon. NCBI's taxonomy places the organism in Eukaryota, Fornicata, Diplomonadida, Hexamitidae. The record is from RefSeq and is a predicted model, not a curated record. The coding region runs from base 1 to 939 and encodes 312 amino acids.